Molecule: messenger RNA, 9754 nt
Organism: Osmia lignaria (orchard mason bee)
Lineage: Eukaryota; Metazoa; Arthropoda; Insecta; Hymenoptera; Megachilidae
Source: RefSeq, a predicted model, not a curated record
GUCUUGGCGCGUUGAUGCGCGCACGAGCUCUGGAACGUCGUGGACGAAUUGAGCGAAUCAGAGCCACAUCCGAUGAGGUCACUUCGACUCGGCUGCAGGACCGCGAUGCCUCUCGGACUCUCUCUCCGGUGCCUUGUCCCGUUUCUGUUCGCCUUCUUUCUUCGUUGCUCCGUUACAUCGUUCCGUCUCUUCAUCCUCUGUUAUUCCCUCUGCUGUUUUUUUUUUCUCCUUGUCUUUCUAGCGCCCGUUUGCCGUUCACACGAGAUAUUUGGAGUUGCUUUAUUUCAUCGCGAUAAGAUCGUUACGGGGAAACUGAAAUUGGACGUAAAAAGCCGACUUGUACGCCGAGACGAGGUAAGGAAGGAAGAUUGAAGAUUCAGAUACUCGUCCACGUAUAAUGUCGUCGCCGUAGCGUAAUGAAGAGAUUUCUAAUGACCGUGAUAACGACCAACCAAACGAUAACGACUGUCGCGAGCGCUACGAGGCUACAGGAGGAUCGUUGGAGCGCAAAGUGGUGGAAACUCGAAGGAAGACGGCGCGAGGAGAGGUAACAGAAGAAGAAGCGAAGAAGCCGUGGCACGUGACCCCGAGACCGGCAGAGUCAACUCGCUCAAGUAGCCGGGCCCUGCCCUUUGACCCAACCGACAAUUUCGAAUUAUGUCUCUCCGAGAGAACGGAUAUACUCCCGUCAGAGACGACAGAGAGGUGCCUUUUACUUGGCCGCUCUUCCCGUGCUUCUCUAGAUGAAACAAAAUUUUGAUAUUCUCUUCAAAGUAUGAAUUGAAAACGGGAUAAUUAUAAUGUACUGUGUGUUUCACAACGUAGAAACUGUAAAAGAUAUCGCAUCAACGACCAUGAACGAAAUUUUCUCACAAUUGCAGCCUCUAUAUCUCCCAGUAAGCCUCGAGUCUAAAACCGAAACGUUAGAUGCUGGUUAGAGGAUCGACGAUCCCGUGGCUCGUGCCAGGCAAGACGGAGAAUCCCUGGAGUCCGCGAUAUGCGCAGUUGUUCUUCCCUGAGGAAGACAAAUGAUCCACUCGGACGCGAGACAGUUAGCGUAUCUGCGGGGAGGCUUCAGCAUGGACCACGAAGAAGAAGAAGAAGAAGAAGAAGAAGAGGAGGAAGAAGAAGAAGAAGAAGAGGCAGAAGAAGAGGAGGAGAAGAUGCGUUCCUCUGUUGUCCAGGGAUCAGCACGGCAAAUGUGCGCGCGCCUUCGGGCAGGCGGACUCGCUUGAUCCCGUGCCAUUACGAUAUUAAUGUAAUGCCGCUAAAAAGUCACGGCCAGUCGCGACCUCGUAUCUUUAUUCGGUCAUGCAGCGAACGAGAGCGGCAGGCAAACGAGGAUAUAUUCGCUUCGGACUCGAGCGGCGAUCGCGAGCCCGACGCCGACGCCAGCCGUCGCUGAGAGUUCCAGAGGGAAAGUUGCAACCCUUUUUUAGCUAGAGGGUAUACACGUUGGAAUAGUCGUUUUGACGUAAUUGCAAAAACUGGACUGACCUGUUUCGAUACCUCUAUGCUCGCUGGAGGACAUCUUCUGCCGGUCUUAUCUUUCGAGCAUCGCGUGCAAUUCUCUGUCGUGCGAUGAUAAAAUUGUCGCGUCGCGGGCUGAGAUUAAAAUCAAAAUACAUCGGAUGUUGUUUUCAGCGUUGCCGUAAUCAGGAUCAAUUAAAGAAUGAAAUUUUCCUGGACAGAAUAACUCGAUGCUGGUGGAUAACUUUUUUGCGCCUACGGACCACGGAUAAUCCAGUUAGUCCUGACACGAAGAUACUUGUCUCAAGGACGUGAAAAGAAAGAAGACGAGCCUGGUAGACUCGAUUAGCCAUCUUCGAGUGCUCUAUUAGCGAGCUGGUAUAAGAAGGCGCUUCCAGCUUCCAGGUGUGCGCCGCGUUUCGUGCGAGCAGCGGCUUUUUUGUGUGAUCAUCCUUCUUGCGGUUUCUCCUCCCUUCGUUGCCUCGAAGACAGACUAUCACGCUGCCUUUCAAACCGUAAUACGCGUGACGAGCUUCUGGCACGCGUCGAAACCUGCACUUAACGAACCUACCGCUCUGGUGCCCCUAAUAUUACGCACCGCUAAAAGCGGAUAUUUAUCCCUGUGCGUAAGCAGGAUGCUCGUGGCGUCGAAAUACAACGCGUGCCACGUUCGUGCCUCUAUUAUUCAAUGAGAGCAAAAGUCGUCGUAGAAGGGGAGCUACUGAAAGCAACGAUACCACCUGUGUUUCCCGCUAGAAAUUCGAUACCGAGGUAUACAUAGGAUUAUGCGUAUCACGGUGAAUGGAAUAUCAUGUGCGUUCAAUCUGGGGAACUCUAUAGCGGCUUACGUGCCACCGAGUGUAGCUCUGCAACUUUGUUGUUUGCGUUUACAAUUGAAAUUACUUUACACGCGCGUUUCGAUUCGCAACAGCUACAAAAAGGUGAAGAUUCGAUGAAGAGGAUCGGUAACGAAGCCAGGACGAUGCGGGGGCAGCGUGUUUACGGUAAAAGUCAUCCAACCCAGGAGAGUAUCGACCUCAACCUUCCGGCGUUCUUCUCGGUCGCUCGGCCGUCCUUCUUUCUCUUCCUUGGGCGCUCCAAUUUCAAGGUCGCGACGCGUCGUAGCCCGGUCGAAAAUUUCCGCAGCGAUUGGCCGCAUACUUCCGGCGGCGAAAUCGGUCCCUGUCGCGAACGACACGACGGGGUCGUCGGUUAGGUGUACAUAUCGAGGCGCGCGAGGGAGCGACCGAUCGAGCAAGAAAAGGAGAUAAACUUGAAGCAGAGUUACCGGGACGAGCGUGAAGUCGAAGAGAAACGCAAUAAGAGAUGAAGAAGAAGAAGAUGAAGAGGAGGAACAGGAGGAAGAAGAAAAAGAGAAGGAAGAAAGAAGGAGAGACGCGCUCUCUCUGGCGUGGGGGUGCGCCCACGCCGGUGACGUCACCCGGCGAACGUUGGCAGUGUUACCGGCGAUCAACGCGUUGGUGUUCGAGCCUCCUUCGCGAGGAGAAGAAAGAGGGAAGAACAGAGGAGAAAAAGAGAGACAUCGGGCGCGUGGAGGAAGGGAAUCGUCGCAGAGGAGGUGGUGGAAGAGAGAGGAAAUAAGGGAGAGAUAACAGAGAGUAAAAGGGAAGGAAGUAACGGGUGAUGAGAGGAGCAAGCGGGUAGGAUGGCGAGUGGAAGAAGAAUGAACGAAAAGAAGAGAGAUCGGGGAGCGUUGGUGCGUUGCGAGGAAAAGGGACCAGAGUGGCGGGCGGGAGCAAGGGCGGGGGAAAGGAAUGAAUGGAAAUCGCGGAGAGACACGCGGGAGAGACGGAUGAUUCGAAAGGAGCGGAUGAGAGGAGAACGGGUUGCGUUGCCGGUGUGCGGAGAAAGAGAGGAUGAAAGAACGGGACGGAAGAGGAGAGGAUCGCACCGGGGCGAGGAUCUCGGCGUCCGGAGUUCCAUAAGGGAGGGGAAGCAGGCGUAUAGGUGAGCAGCGCGAACAGUAUCGGGAGUAUGCACGGGGUGAUGUCGACGACACGUGACGCCAGCGAAUCUCGUCUCGCCGGUCGCGAGGAUCGCCACCGCCGUCACCGCCACCGCCACCGUCACCGCCACCCGCAGCAACACCACCAGGAGCACCAGCAGCCGCGGCAGCAACAGCCUCCUCGCGCGCUCUCUCCGCGCGCGCGAGCGCUCUCUCGAGGCGACCGACCACUUCCCGCGCGAGCCGCUCUUUAUUAGUCUACCGCGGACCAUCGCGAACCCCUUUGGCUGCCUCACGGCUCCACCAUCCUCCAGACACGUAUUCUUCCAACACCGGAGGAUCCUCCAUGGCACUAGACGGCUCCUGACUGCUGGACAGGAAAACGUUUUAAGAGCGACACGGAGACGAAACUGUUGCAGAAAAGAGGUUCGAGAGGAAGGGAGGACCGAGUUGGUGUCGACGCGGAGGAGGAGGACGAAGAGAGCGAGAAAGAGCAGGAUCUUCCAGUGAUACGAUACCGGGCAGCACGCGCGCCGCGCCGGUACGUCCGCUUUAUCGGCUGCGAACCACGAGCGAACCUCGUCCUCUGCUCGAAGCGCGCGAAACGUUUCUUUCUCAUCGUGUACCGGUGUGUCGAUUCGAACAUCGGAUCGUUCGUAACAAAGUUUCAGUUCGCAAACCUUUUCGUUAUCCGGUGCUUGGAUAAGUUUCGGACACCGAGCAACUUCGUCGCGGAAAAGAUUUCUCUGGCGCUUUCUUCUUCAUCUUGGGAGAAAUUUGAUCCACCGGUGUGAAGCUUUCUACCUGUCGUCCAAGCAACCGAGGAACAACGACGUAGGAUUUCGUUCAAACAGCCUGGCUUGGAAAUCUCUUCUUAUCGACUGUCCUCGAGUGGAAACGCAAACAUCUCGGCUUCUGUCGAACGCUUCCGCGAGUGUCGUACUCACAAGGCGAGGAACAGAUCGAUCGCGACAGUGGUUCGUUGACGUUUUGUCCAGCUAUAUACUUCCUGUAGCAGCUGACUGUCGGUCGGUUGGUUGAUUGUUAUUGCUCUUUCUCUUCUUCCGAUCGUGUCCGCCGCGAGCAUCGAGAACUAGCGGACGCGACGGGACGCGACGGGUGACGCGUGCGUCUCGGUGACGUGACAUGUGCGAUAGCCUGGCCGCCACUUCGUUAUCGUGCUCGUCCUCUUUGUCGUGCUGGUCAUCGUCGAGGCGAAGAAAAGGGUGUUGUCGGUGGACGGCCGUUGCCGAGCGGGAAGAAGAAGAAGAGGAAGACAAGGGCAAGAUCAAGAGGAGGAAGAGCACGUGGACGACUGGCACCGCGACGAGGGCCGGCGGCGCGACAGGUUGAAAAGAUGCUGGCACUGGCGAUGCGCCGCGAACACACGACCGGCCGCAGCAAUUACGAGCCCGCGAAUCCGCUCGCGGGUUUCGAACAUUUGCAGCACAACAGCGGUAACCCGUUCGCGGUGGUGCCCUCGUCGUCGGAGGGCAGGCUGCGCGAGCCUGGCCCGGAACCCGACGGCGAACUCCAAGAAUUCGUAGACAUCGCUCAGGUUCAACAGUUGCUGCAGCAGCAGCAACAACAGCAGCAGCAGCAACAACAACAGCAACAACAGCAGCAGCAACAACAUCACCACCACCAUCAUCAGCAACAAGUGGCGGCAGCCGCGGCUGCGUCUUGUAUCUGGGGAGCGGUGUAUCCACCGCCACCCCCUACUUUGGGAUACCAUCAUCACCAUCAUCAUCACCACCAUCCACCGCCAACAGCGUCAGGCGAGGACACGCAGUGCGGUACCGAGGAGGUUGCCGCUGCUAGCCAAGCAGGCGACCCGCUCCAGAGGAUGACGAUGGACGGCAUGGAAGUGGUGGGCACGCAGCCCCACGCGGCCAGCCCGUUUAUGCUCUCGCCGCCACCCCUCGGACAUCAUCAUCAUCACCAUCAUCAUGCUACCUUCAAUCUGCAGACGGUGCAGCUCAGCUUCGACGCCUGUUUACCUUACAACACGGCUACCUCGUCGAAUUCGAUCGUUUGCGGAAUUGGCGGUACCUCGACGCCGCCUGUCACCACCUGUACCCCGUCAACCAGCUGUAACAAGACGAUACCUACCCUAUCGUUGGCCCCCUGCGUACCUCUUCAACCGCAGCAGCAAAAUAAUACCGAUUCUUCGGACCACCAUGUCCGACAACAUCAUCAUCACCAUCAUCAUCAACAACUCGAGGACCAUCAGCAUCAUCGACACGUUGAUGCUUCCUCGCCGUCGAGCGACUCGACCGAUGGAAAACGACGAUUGCAGUCCGUCAACGAGGAGAAGGACCUGUCCAGGGAUUGCAGAGACGAUCUCCAGGAGCCUAACGAGAAGGAUAAACCAGGUGACCUAAACACGCCGGUUACCACCAGCAGCGAUUUACCGUCCUUCUUCGGCCCCUCCGCGCUCGUCGAGCCACCUCCUAUUUCAGGCAGCCUGGCGGAUCAGGACCUAUCCCUGGAAGAGGCGACAGCGGAGGACGACGAGACGGCGACCUCAGCCAGCAGGGAUCAUCGACACCACCAUCACCAAGAGUCGCAUGACACCGGUACGCCUGGCGCACCUCCAUCCACUAGUCCACCCCGUCAUCAUCAAGCUCAAGAGGACGCGGAUCGUUGCAACGUCUUGCAAGGCGGUGUCAUUCUUUACUCUUCCCCUCAUUCCACGUCCUCGGUCUCCUCGGCGCCCGCCUCCAGCGUCAACAUCUGCAACGCGUCAACGUUAACCUAUCGAGGAGUCUUCACCACCACCUGUACCCAGUCUUCGCCCCUGAACACUCUGCAGAAUCAACAACAGCAGCAGCAGCAACAACAACCGACCAGCCAAGAGCUCUGGGGUCCUUUACCCUCUCCGACCUUGACCUUGACGGGUCAAACGUUUCUUCACCCCACCCUGCACGCGGCUCCGUACGGCAGCGAGACCGUCGAACUUUUGCCGGUCGAGUCGAAGCCACCCCCGCCACCAGGUUACCAUGACACGCCAACCACCACCCCGGCACCAUGGUUGACGGCGCACGAGGAGGCUUACGACCCGAAUCUCCUGUCCCACCACCACCCCCAUCAUCACCAUCAAGAGACCACGUUGAAACAAGAACCUACCGGAGCGAGCGGAUACGGGCCAGCGGUUCAACAACAGCAGCAGCAGCAACAGCAACAACAACCUCAACCGAAUCAACAGCAGCAACAGCAGCAACCACCCUCGUCGGCCGGUACGACCGGCGUGCAACUGGCGGAAUACAACCCCAGCACGUCCAAGGGCCACGAGAUUCUAUCUCAGGUUUACCAGCACAGCACUCUACCGCUCAGGUUGGUCCCGGUAAAACCACGAAAGUAUCCGAAUCGACCGAGCAAAACGCCGGUGCACGAGCGACCGUACGCUUGCCCCGUGGACGGCUGCGACCGCAGGUUCUCCCGCAGCGACGAGCUGACCCGGCACAUUCGCAUACACACCGGUCAAAAGCCGUUCCAGUGCCGUAUCUGCAUGCGUUCCUUCUCCAGGAGCGACCAUCUAACCACUCACGUGAGAACGCACACCGGCGAGAAGCCGUUCUGUUGCGAUCAAUGCGGCCGCAAGUUCGCGAGAAGCGAUGAAAAGAAACGGCACGCUAAGGUUCAUUUGAAACAGAGGCUGAAGCGCGAGGCGACCCACGCCUCCGCCAGAAAUCACCCGCAGAGCCACGCUUCGCCGCCUUGUAAUCAGUAAAGGAAGAAAGAAAAGGUCUGCUCUACUCUCGUCAACGAGCAUUCCUUCUAUUUUGUUUAAUUCUCUACUUGCCAGGCGACGAGGAAACGACGGAGACCUUUAGGCGGAACACACAGACUGCCGUCACCGACUGAUCCGUCAUCGAUCGUCGUCGGCUCGCCAGCUGUCCAACGAGCGUGGCCGAGAAAUGAAGAGAAACAGAGAGAUCGAAGGGAUUGGCCCUACGUAUCCGACGGCAUUUUCGACGGUGUAACGACGCGUGAUACCGAUUUUUCGGACCGUAGUACGUAAGAAUCGCGCAAGGGGUUUUCAUAAAAUCCUUGUACAUACGUGGACAAUUUUUAUUUUUCAAAUUUCAGUGAAAUUCCGUAUCCCUGGCACCGCGUCGCUUGAACCGCGACAGGCUGUGACUAGACGCGUGGAAACGAAUCGAUCGAAUCUUCUCUCCUGAUCUCUGUUCUUUACCGAGAGGACGAUUGAGAGAACCCGAGAUUGCAGUAUAUCGGAUAUGUGUAUUCAGACGAAUCAUGUUCACGCAUUUUUAUUUUUAUUUUUAUUUUUUCUUUCUUUCUUCUCCUUUAAGCUCUUCUCGUUUCCAUCUUUUGCCUGCGGUGGAAGGUGCUGCGUGGAAGAAGCAGUCGCUAGUUGCAUUUAGCUCGCAGAAAUGAAUGGUAGCGAAAAUUCUAGCCUUACCAGGUACUGUUAGCUUGUUUAUCUCGUCGACGGUCAGUAUCAGUCCCCGAACGCGAUGUUCCAUAUGGGAGAAAGAGAAAAAGAGAAGGUGCGAGAGAGAGAGAGAGAUAGUUAGAAAGAAUAUUCGAAACGAGCAACGCGUUGGGGAUCGUUAUUUACGGCGGUCGCGUUUUAUACCCUUGUUUUGCGAUCGAGAACGAAGAUGCAGAUGCGAAAAUCGGCGUUAACCGCGCGUAGAUAUACGUACACGAAAUAUUCCCCGGUGUCACGAAAUAUACUGCAAGCACGUUCUCGAACUGAACGACGUAGAAUCGAUACCGCCCGCAGCUUCCGGGUAUCAGGGGAGGAAUUCAUUGAAGGAGAAAAAAGAAACGCGUUUCAUUCUCAAUCGUAUGCAAACAAGCGCUUUAAGGGAAAAAAUGGUGGCGUGCUCUUCUUAAAACGAUCAGGGAUCGCGGAUCGAGCCUCUUAGUAGUCUCUCGUGAUCGAAACCGGUCAAUGAUUUCCGACAUUUUCCAUCCGAGCGUUCGUUCUUUCUUCGGCGAAGAACCAUGAAUCGAUUCAAUAAACUCUCUGGAGAAAAAUAUUUUCUAAAAUGGUAUUUUUAUAAACUCGCUCGGGGAUGAUAAAAAUCGAAGGCCGUAUUAUCAAUAUAAGUUCGAUGAUCGAUGAAAGAACGAAACACGCGCCCUGAUCUCGUUGCAAGAAGCGGUUAAGGAUAGCCGGACAACCGGCAAACACAUUCUUGCGUCCUCGAACCUCGUGUCUUUCAAUCAUACGAACAAAAACAAUCGCUUCUUUAUCAUCGUCCUCUACCUCUCGAACGCGAUCACUCGUUCCUACAUCCUUCCUGAUCCGAACUUGUUGAAUCUCCGACUUAUCCCUAGUCCCUAUUCCUACGUUUCCUCGGUUAUUCAAAAAUCAAGCCCGAUUUCUUUCAUCGUCCAACGAGUAAAUUGUAAUUAGUCGUGAUCAUUGUUGUUGAAGCGGAGUUUCCUUUUGUAAAUAUGUAUAUAAACGUGUUAUACAUAUGUAUACAUAGGCUAUGUCUAAUCGAACGAGUAGAGGCAUUGAAAGUGAGAAAGAGAGAAAGAUGGAGAACCCCGUAAAAUCUUUCACUUUCCUCCUUUUAAUCUUGCCGCCCUACUUUCCCCUCUCCUUUCCUCUCCGCCCGUCCCUCCUCACCAUCGCGAUCGUUUUACGUGUAUAAAUAUGAGUUUAGCGACGAUUAAUAUUAUGUAUAUGUUGCUCUAUUUAUUAACAAAAAUCUCUAUAUAUACAUAUAUAUAUAAAAGAGGAUAUAUAUAUAUUGUUAAAAUUAAAGGAUUAUUUUUAUUAUGAUUAUAUUCUAAUUAAUAUUAAUAACGAUUAUAUAAUAAUUAUUAAACGCGCGCAAAGCGUAGCUGCGGAUCCAGACGUUCUAAAUGCGCUCUGUACCUACGGACGAUAGUUGCACCGACGUGUGCGCGAUAUUAUCCUCUAUUGUUCUAGAUAGGUCGGAAAAUAUGUAGGCAGAGGAGCAUGUACGCGCACGCGCUUUUCCGUGGAAUAAAAAUGUCGAGAGAGAGAAAGAAAGAAAGAAAGUGAUUACGUAUGGAUGUGUAUAUGUGUGUAUGUCUGAGAGAGAACGACAAAGAGAAAAGGAUAGAGUGAAAAAAAUGAAAUAACGAAGAAAGAGGAAUUAGAGAGGACAGUUUUUUUACAAAUGAUAUUACUCUAUAGUUGGAUAAAUUAUGUGUAACUAUUAUACAUACGGUGCUCCAAGUGCUAUGCACAGAAAAAGAAUCUCUCAACUACCUGUAUAUUUGUGUUGUAAUCAUCGUUGCCGUUUAAUCUGGCCGAUUCCCUACGACGAUUAUUAACAAAAAUACAACGUUAACAUUGAACAGUAA